AUGCAAAACGGGAGGAGGAGGAGGAGGCAAGGAAGGGAGGGUGGCUCUAGGACCCAUACGAGCCUUCCCGAGCAGGAGGUGGGAAUUUUCCUCCAAGGCAGCAGGAGCCCGAGCCCGGGCUCGGAGCUCCAGCAGAGCCCGCAGCAGGAGCCCGGCUCGUCCCCUGCACAGCCGCGCACCCGGGUGGGACCAGCCCGCGUCCCCAGAGCCAUGAACCGGCUGCCACAGCUGCUGCUCCGGGUCACCGCUCUGGCCGUUGUCUCCUGCUCUGGAUCACAUGAAGAAAACUCUUCUUCACCAAAUCCAACUCAGAAGCUCUCCCUGAUAAAAAAUCGGAUGGUUUCAUUGCAUCAGCCUUCUAAGCCAGAAGUCUCUUGUAUCAUCGGCUCAAGCUGCUCCUGGGUGACAUCCACAGACAAUUUUGGAAAACCAGACUGGGUGUUAUCUUCCAUUGGUGUCCUGGUGUCCCAGGAGAGGCAGCAGAUGCUUCUGGAGAACAGCUCCUCCCACGGAGAUGUUGAAGGAGACAUUUUCCUCCUGAACACCAGUAGAUUCCCAGAUAGAUGUGAGUUCAGCCUGCAAAGCCCCAUCCUGCCUGGGAGCCUGGAUUCCUGCUUGCUGGAAUUGGCCAUAUGUUCACAGGAUGGUGCUCCUCUCCUCCAGAGAUUCACAGUUGAAAUCAAGUAUGUGGAGACAAACAAAAACACAAUAACUUCUCUAAGAGCUGGCCAUGAGGACAAUGCCAGGAUGAAAUGGAAAUACCUGGUGGCCCAGAUUGGACGAAUAGAAAGACCUUUCAAAAUCACCCUGGUGUAUUCACACUGUGGAGCACGGGAGGCUGCAGUACUGGCUGUGGGCUCCUUGCAGCUCAGGAGCUGCUUUCAUGAUAAAGAAAAUCAAGAUCUUUUCAUAUAUGACAAAGGCUCAACCUUCCCCUGCAUUCAUGGAGGCUGUGUCAGCCACCUGCAGAUCUGUGAGUUCAUCAGUGAUUGCCCAACCAAAGCAGAGGAAGGAGUGAGGUGUGACAGUCUCCCAGAGGGUUCACACUGCUCUUUUGAAGAAGGUCUGUGUGGCUGGACACUGAAUGAAACCACAGCAUCUCCUUGGUCUAUUCGGGGCUUUUCUGAAAUGAUUCAAGAGCACUCAUUUGUAGGGUCUACUUUGCAAGCCACUGGUGGGCACUUCCUCUACCUGCGAGCAGACAGCACUCAGACAAGUGGUGUGGCUAAGGCUUACAGUACCAGCUUGCCAGCCAGUCUUGCCACUGAAGGCUACCAGAUUCAAUUUUCAGUGCAUGUUUUUGGGAGCUACAAUGGUACAGUCUCCUUCUCUCUCAGGGAAGAGAUAAAGGGAGCUCCAAUCACCUUGCCAAUGUGGGAAAGGGCAGGGAGCUGGAGUGACCACUGGUUUCUCAUCACCUUACCAAUGCCAGUGCUUCAGAACCGGUUUCAGCUUGAACUCCUGGCAACCUGGGGCUGGAAUUCCCAAGCUGACAUUGCUAUUGACAACAUUACAUUUGGCCUGGACUGCAUCACUGAUGGAAGACAACCGAGUCAUUUUGUUGGGAAACGCCAGUUCCCACGUGAGAUUGGCAUCCUGGCUGAGCAUCUUCUGAAACCCCUGGAAGAGCCCUCCCUCCCAGGGGACACAGCUGUUGUUCUGUGGUGGUUCUCAACCUGUGGUGCCAGUGGUCCUCAUGGGCCCACCCAAGCUCAGUGUGACAGUGCCUACAAGAACAGCAAUGUGUCCGUGACUGUGGAGAAGGAGGGCAGGCUCCGGGGAGUGCAAGUCUGGAGAGUGCCAGCCACAAACAGAUACAGGAUUUCUGCCUAUGGAGCAGCCGGGGGGAAAGGAGCCAAAAACCACAAUAAGAGGUCCCACGGGGUCUUCAUCUCAGCCACCUUCCACCUGGAGAAAGAUGAGCUGCUGUACAUCUUAGUGGGGCAGCAGGGGGAGGAUGCCUGCCCUGGGGGCAAUCCUGAAACCCAGAAGAUCUGCUUAGGGGAGUCAUCUCUCAUUGAAGAAGAUUACAAAAAAAAAAGAGACCUGAAGGAAUGGGCUGGAGGAGGUGGGGGUGGAGGAGGAGCAACCUACAUCUUUAGACAGAAGGAUGGGAUUUUCGAACCUUUGCUCAUCGCAGCAGGAGGAGGAGGAAAAGCCUACCUGAUGGCUCAGGACAACUCCCUGGAUGAUGUACCCCUGGAGCAAUUUGAGAACAGCACUGCAGUACCUGGAGUCAGUGGGAGGACUGGGGCAGCAGGUGGAGGUGGCGGCUGGCAAGAUGAGAGUCUGCUUCCUCAGGCUGGGAAAUCACUUCUGGAGGGUGGAGAAGGAGGUCAAGCUUGUCCCCAAGCCCUAGCCAAGCUCCAGUGGACCACCUCUGGUGGUUUUGGUGGAGGAGGAGGAGCUUGUACUUCUGGGGGAGGAGGAGGAGGGUACAGAGGGGGACAUGCCUCUGAUAGUGAUGAUAUCACAGCUGGUGGGCAGGAUGGCAUCUCUUUCGUGAACCCCAUAGGAGAGAUCUUCUUGCAUCCCUUGGCAGCUGUGGAGAGCCAUGGCGAGGUGGAGGUUCAGAUCUAUCUUAACUGCAGCCACUGCCACUCAGACAGCUGCAAGCGGGACCCUGACACCAACCUGCCAGUCUGCCAGUGUGAGAUGGGGGCUGUGCUGGCCAACGACAAUGUCACCUGCACUGUGCCCCAGGGUCCUAUACCAGAGGGACAGCUGCCUCUCCCCCUCCUCUUAGCUGUGGUGUCUGUGAUUGUGGUGCUUGGAAUGAUCCUCACUUGUGGCAGCCUGUCUAUCAUUUAUCACCUGAAGAAGCAGCAGCUGGAAGGAUCCAGAGCACGACUGCAGAGCCCAGAAUAUAAACUGAGCAAAAUCCGUACAUCUGUCAUCAUGACCGAUUACAACCCCAACUACUGCUUUGCAGGCAAGGCUGCCACUCUGAGCGAGCUGAAGGAGAUCCCACGGAAGAACAUCUCUCUGCUUCGGGCACUAGGACAUGGUGCAUUUGGUGAGGUUUAUGAGGGAACUGUGGUGGGCAUUGCAGGGGACCCCAACCCUCUACAAGUGGCUAUCAAGACCCUGCCAGAAGUCUGCUCUGAGCAGGAUGAGAUGGAUUUCCUGAUGGAAGCAUUGAUUAUCAGUAAGUUCAAUCACCAGAAUAUCGUGCAGUGCAUUGGUGUCAGCCUGCAGACACUGCCUCGCUUCAUUCUGCUGGAGCUCAUGGCUGGAGGGGACAUGAAGAGCUUUCUUCGGCAGAACCGACCCAGGAUGAAUCAACCAUCCACGCUAACAAUGCAGGACCUGCUGAACAUAGCUAGGGACAUUGCCUGUGGCUGUAAAUACCUGGAAGAGAAUCAUUUCAUCCACAGAGAUAUAGCUGCAAGGAAUUGCCUUUUGACCUGUACUGGAGCAGGACGAAUAGCCAAAAUUGGUGACUUUGGAAUGGCCAGGGAUAUCUACAGAGCAAGUUACUACCGCAAGGGAGGAAGAGCCAUGCUUCCUGUCAAGUGGAUGCCACCAGAAGCUUUUCUAGAGGGCAUUUUCACCUCCAAGACUGAUACCUGGUCCUUUGGAGUGCUGCUUUGGGAGAUUUUCUCUCUAGGCUACAUGCCCUACCCUUGCAAAACCAAUCAGGAAGUGCUGGAAUUUGUUACCAGUGGAGGAAGAAUGGAUCCACCGAAAAACUGUCCAGGGCCAGUGUACCGGAUCAUGACACAAUGCUGGCAGCACAGUCCAGAGUAUCGGCCAAACUUCUCUACCAUCCUGGAAAGGAUCAAGUAUUGCACACAGGACCCUGAUGUGAUCAACACUGAGCUGCCCAUGGAGUGUAGCCCCACACCAGAGGACGAAGGGAGUACAGUCAUGCGCCCAAACAUUCCCAGUGGGAUAGUGCCACUCCUGGUAAGCCCUUCUCUCACACCUCAGACAACUCCUAAGACACUGGAAUCCCACCAUGCUGGGCACAAACUUGUACAAUGUCCACAAGAGCUACUGGUGGAGAACCUGAGCAACCGGACUGCCCGAGGGCCCAGCCUGCCGUGCCUCAGUGAUUUCAACAGUGGGUCGUGGUUCCAGCAGACCUCAAACCAGAAGCUGGAGCUCAGCAACCCAUCGGCCCACAGACUUAAAAACAAAACAAAAAAUCUUUGGAACCCAACCUAUGGAUCGUGGGUGCUAGAGAAUAUCUGUCACUUCAGCCCCAGCUCCAAGCUCAAGGCAAAUGCAGAGCGGGAAGAUUCAGGCUUUGAUGGGAAUUGCAGUUCUCCUAGCUCUCGGGCAUCUCCAGCAUCUCCAAGUCGAAAUAACUGCCCUCACCUGGAUAUCAGUGGGAUUGAACUGGUGAAACUCCAGACUUUCCCCUGUGGCAAUGUAAAUUAUGCUUAUGAUGACCUAUGCUAUAGUGCUGAGCACCAGCCAUCAGCCCUGGCAGAGGUCAGAGCAGCUGUACUAAGGAGCUCCAGUCUGCACAGAAAUGAAAAGCCUUUUUGUAAAACAGAGAAAACAUCAAGAGAGAGAGACUCUGGUCUGUCUUUGUCAGAUGACCUGAGUGUUACUCCAGUAUAGUAGAAAUGGUACUUCCAAAGAUCAGGGAGUGUGUGUGUCUGGAAGGACUACUUCCUGUUUCACUUACUUCCUCCACUUUAGUUCCAUCAGAUGGGUGAAGUUUCAACAUCAGCAAUGUUCUGCUUCCUCUGUCUACCUGCCAGAUCCCAGAUUGUUACACACACUUGCAUUUCUAUCUCUGUCCUUCAAAUGUGUUCCACUGAACCAGCUUUGAACUGGAGAACAAUGGCACUGUUUGUCUGAUUCAGAAUACAGUUCCUAAGGAAAGAACUCAUUUUCAAUCUGCUCAGGUGAAAAGAAAUGGACCUACCAUCCAGCUGCAGUAUUUGGAUGGAAAUAAUGACCAACACAAGUUGCUUCUUUCUGAACCAAGAAUCCAAAAAUGUGUACUGUACCAGCAGCAACCAACUUGCAACGGCUGCUACAUUCCCAAGAGCUUUUUAAAGUCCUGGUGAAUUACUAAUGCUUAUGCACUAUAAGGGAAGUAAAAAAAAUAGCAGCCACAUUUGCAUCUCUUUUAUUAGUAGACCUUGUGGAAGCUAUUGCUCAAAUUGGAAGCAGUAGGAAGAAUGAAAAAAAAUCAGGCUCCUCUGAGCAUGUGCUUUGUAAACAAGCAAUGAAGAGGAAAACAUUCACCAUUAAAAAAGCAGGAGCUGGUGGAGCAGAUAGUAUUCCUUUGAGCAGUGAAGGAAAUGUGCUUCUUGCCUCAUGGUGUUGCUUUCCUCACAGCUCCUGGCAUUGAAGGUACAGGUGGUUUUUCAAGGAAGGGUGAGCUGCAUGGCUUGAUGAGAAAUGGACUGUGUUGUCUUUAUCUUUCAAUGGACUUUACUUAAAAUGAACUUCAUUUUUGUAAGUACUUUGAUAUUCAGCAUUAAUUCUCUGUGCUGUGUUGGUAAGCACUAAGUUAAGGUUCUUGGGUAACUAUCUAGCAUUUGGUAUGCUGGAGUUCUUGGUUUUAAUACUCUGAGGCAGAAAGUAAAGAAGAGGAACAGUGAAGGAAAAUCUAGUGCAAACCCCAUUUAGGGUGUUCUUUUACAGGAAGGUAGAAUAGCUCAACCAUUUGAGAAAGCUAAAACCAUUACCUGGCUUCACACAGCUGAGCAGGUAGUAAUUGUCCCUUGCCUUGCAAGUGCAGACUUGCUGAUAAAGGCAGUCAUUUGUUUCCAAGACAGCUCAUUUCUAAGGCUUUCUUCAGUUGUUUAGGAUCUAAACGGAUGUUUACAGAUUAAAGCUGCAAAAUAAGGAGACUGGAAAGACAAAUAAUUUGGAUUAAGUCUGAACAGUCUUGGAAGAAUUCUGUCUUUGUACCAUUCCUGAAUGUCACACUGCCAACCUACAGUGGCAAAUUACAUGCUGUCUUUCUGUGUAAUCAAGUUGUGUAGUGACAUGCCAGUCGUAGACUUCUCUGGCUCCUUUCUGAGGCAAGAGGUUCUCUGGUAUAUGCUUUAUGCUUAGUGAUCAGCUGCGUGUACAGUCUGAAGGUGCAGGCUAGCAGGUGAGGGUUUGCUUUGACCACACAGAUUUCCUGUCCUUUACAUCAGUCAGGGUAGACACUGCUGAGCUGUGGUAAAGAAAAGCACAGAGUGGAGAGUCUGAAUCCAUCCUCAGAAAGGCAUCUUCAUCACAGCUUUAUGCUUUAUUGGUCUGGCCAUGUUUUGUAUAGUUUUAGGCCUUUGACUUUAGAAUGGACAGUUUUAUACAGUGUCAUUUCAGAGCAUACAAAUAUCUUAAGAGCGGGUGUCAAGAGGAUGGGAGCAGACUCAUUACAGUGGUACCCAGCAACAGGACAAG
This is a messenger RNA of Sturnus vulgaris (Common starling), 6363 nucleotides long. RefSeq names its product leukocyte receptor tyrosine kinase (gene LTK). Gene Ontology annotation, molecular function: ATP binding; transmembrane receptor protein tyrosine kinase activity. NCBI's taxonomy places the organism in Eukaryota, Metazoa, Chordata, Aves, Passeriformes, Sturnidae. Gene Ontology annotation, biological process: regulation of cell population proliferation; protein phosphorylation; regulation of neuron differentiation. The record is from RefSeq and is a predicted model, not a curated record. Gene Ontology annotation, cellular component: plasma membrane; signaling receptor complex.